This is a messenger RNA of Sinocyclocheilus anshuiensis, 907 nucleotides long. RefSeq names its product progestin and adipoQ receptor family member 4-like. Gene Ontology annotation, cellular component: membrane. Gene Ontology annotation, molecular function: signaling receptor activity. NCBI's taxonomy places the organism in Eukaryota, Metazoa, Chordata, Actinopteri, Cypriniformes, Cyprinidae. The record is from RefSeq and is a predicted model, not a curated record.
UUAAAGCAUUUGAAGAGACUACAGACUUUCCUCCCAAGGGAAGGUGAGGAAGGUGGUCAAGGAGACCUGAGCAUAUUUUACAUUUUCUGCAAUGGAUUAUUUUACUGGGCCAAAACUUCUGGAUUUUAAGAAUUCACCGCCACAUCUUCAGUUCAACAAGUAUGUCCUGACAGGAUACCGGCCUAUAUCCACUUACAGAGACUGUCUGCGAAGUUUGUUCUAUCUGCACAAUGAAUUUGGGAACAUCUAUACACAUGGUAUUCCCUUCAUCUGCUUUUUGCUGUUUUUGCCUUUGAGUAUCCCAUGGGCUGAAGUUGAUGAGUGGUGGAUAGGAGUGGUGCAUUAUUUGGCUUGUCUGUCUCCCACUGUUUUUUCAGUCUUCUAUCAUCUCUUCAUGAAAUAUGAGGGUGGAGCAUCUAUUUAUGACACACUGCUGUGCUUCGACAUGUUUGGUGUCUGUCUCGUCAACACUCUAGGUGCUCUGCCAAUCAUUCACAUAACUUUGUUGUGUUACCCAUCCUCCCGCCGUGUGGCGAUGUUGGCAUAUCUCCUCCUCUCUGGCUGCGGUGUUCACUGCGCUGUCACUGCGAGUAACGUGCACCGCCUGCAAUCUUUCGCUUGGCAGGUGAUGUUCCGCUUCAUUCUCUUAAUUUUGCGUCUGACUGGGGCAGGCAGAGGAAGCCCCGCUUCCCUUCGCCUCUACCUCACCAUGGAUACUCUUGCGUUGCUAGGAGGACUAGUCAAUAUUUUCCGCCUGCCAGAGCGCGUCAGCCCUGGGCGGUUUGACUACUGGUUUAAUAGUCACCAGAUUAUGCACAUCAUGGUCAUCCUGUCCAUUAUGUACUUACACUGGGGCAUGCUGGAGGAUUUAACAUGGUUAAAGGGAUAUCACUGUCCCGGUGAAUAA